GUAUGAUGCACUGGGCAAUACUGGUUGGUGUACUCUACUACGGCUCGUCCCUUCCAGACGACAACAGACUCAAGGGAUGCGUAGCUGAUGUCGAAGAUAUGGAAGAAUUUCUUGAGCUUCUCAAACUUCCAGUCAAGAUCUUCAAGUCAACUUCAAAUCAUCCCACCGUGGGCGCUGGAUAUCCUCCUGAGAAGCCCAAAGAACGCGCUAUUCUUCGCAAUUUCAUAGACCGGUUGAAUGAUGUUAUCGAAUAUGGCUCAAAGAAAAUUGUGCACAAGAUGCAUGUUACUGUGGCGUUCGAGUGCUGUAUCUCUGGUGCCACUAAACGCCAUGGUAGAGCUCCAACUUUUGGGGUCUGCUUCAGCAGCACCGUCGAACCGUGGAUAACGAAUCCACAAGGCUAUACAAUUUUCUGUGCCUGUGCUUCAUCUCAAAUAGCGAAUGAGGUCUACGAGCUCAAGCCCAGAAAGGAAGCAGAUACAGAGACGGGGUUGCAGGGGGUUCUAAAUCGUGAACAUUUUACGACAGCAAAAAGGCCCAUUGAACGCGGGGCACUUUCACAUGUGCUGCUCGAAGCCCUUAAACAACUGAGACAAACCGACACCACCAUUAUUGCCGGCUCACUGUUCGAGCAUCAGCGCGCUCAAUUCCAUGUUCGGGUACCAAAUCAAACCCCAGUUCUCUACGGCAGCAAAACGACGUCGUUCUUCGCUGACAGUCUCUCAUUUUCAGACACCGAGAUCGUGCCUGUUUUCAACAAGGAUAGAAAACUGAUGAUGCACAAGGGCCCUGUUCAUGGUGUCGUCAUUGGCGACAAAUACAGCCUUUUCCCGCUACGAAAGAGUGCUGACGCCUCCGAUAAAUAUAACCUUUAUGUCGGCUGUAUUGUUGACGUGCCGCCGGAAUGA
Molecule: messenger RNA, 908 nt
Organism: Paraphaeosphaeria sporulosa
Lineage: Eukaryota; Fungi; Ascomycota; Dothideomycetes; Pleosporales; Didymosphaeriaceae
Exons: 4
Source: RefSeq, a predicted model, not a curated record